Messenger RNA from Elephantulus edwardii (Cape elephant shrew), 567 nucleotides. It is a transcript of the gene PRR29, whose product is annotated as chromosome unknown open reading frame, human C17orf72. NCBI's taxonomy places the organism in Eukaryota, Metazoa, Chordata, Mammalia, Macroscelidea, Macroscelididae. The transcript has 6 exons. The record is from RefSeq and is a predicted model, not a curated record. The coding region runs from base 1 to 567 and encodes 188 amino acids.
AUGGCUGCCGGGGCGCGCGGAAGCUGGGGGUGCCCCCCAUCACAGAAUACAGCCCCUGCGCCCUGGGUGACCGUUCUGCAGCCUCUCCCCUGGGUCCUCUCACCCGCGCCCCCGCAGCCAGGGAGCGUGAAGGAAGACCUGCUGGAGCUGAUGCUGCUGCAGAACGCGCAGAUGAACCAGGUGCUGCUCGGUCGCCUGGUGGCGGGGGCGCUGACCCCCGAGCCCUCCACAGCCCCCCAGGUCUUCCUGGAGGGUCCCCAAGAGGAGUGUGAGGAAGAGGAGGAGCUGGGAGAGCUGGAGGAGGGGCCAGUGGUGUUCCACCACCACUAUCUGCCCGGCCCGCUGCCCCUCCUGGGCCCUCUGCUGCCCUGGCCAGCCCCUGUCCCCACCGGAGCCUCACAUCAGCCUCCCCUGCAGGCCAUCCCCAGUGUUCCACAACGCUCUCCUGCCCUGGGGAAGAGGGAAGUGAGAGCUGUACCCCCACCCCCACCCCUCAGUGCCACCGGAACAGUGGGUGCAGAUGUGCCCCCAGCUGCAGAUUAUUACGACACUGAGAGCCUUCUAUGA